Messenger RNA from Spirodela intermedia, 12210 nucleotides. NCBI's taxonomy places the organism in Eukaryota, Viridiplantae, Streptophyta, Magnoliopsida, Alismatales, Araceae. The record is from the annotation of a GenBank genome assembly.
AUGCUGCGCUAUGACAGAAGUUCGGCGGCGUAUACGAUCAGCUUCCGAUGAUGCCAUCGUUGAGGGAGGCAGGAUCUGCCACCACAGCUCAGCCGGAGGCAGGGGAGCGGGGGAAUCGCGGAAUAACUGGAGUGCAGGGAGGGGGACCCUUUAUAGACGUUUUCCACGCCGAUGGAGAUUGGCGAGUCGACGGUGGUUGGUGUCGGCGCCGGUGCAGGAAGACCUUGAAUUGGCGGGUCUACCACGCCGCAGACAACGGAGACCAUUACCAAUAAGUUUUUUCAAUGUUAAAAGGCCAUUCUUUUCCUCCCAAACUCUGUCAUGAACCUUCUGCCAUCCGACUCUUUGUAUCUCUCUUUCUUACUCUGUCUCACUCUGUCUCUCUCUCUCUCUUUAUCUCUAACUGACGAACAGUCGGGGAAGGAGCGGACUUUUUGUCCUGUCCUUUAGGGUCGGUCCUAGUCUCCCAAAGUGGCUCUCGAAAGGCCAGAGAUUUUCUGUCCGUCUCAUCGAUGAUGUGACGUUUAGUUUAGAAUAAAACUGGUCUACUUCGUACUUAGCAUGGGCCAUUAAAUAAUAUUUCGAGAAUAGUUAUUUAUGAAACCUUACUGAUAUUCAUUUUGCAAGCUUUCACAAGGAUCUAACCUGCCUACUCUUUUGCGAGUACGACCUGUCGUAGAGAGUGACCUUUGACCUUUCACAAGGUGGUGAGAAUUGACCUUUUAAUAGUUGACUGUUGACUGUUGACGAAAGGCUGAAUGUGUUGAAUAUGUGGAUUGGCUCGAACCAGAGGGGCGGCUGGUGUGGACCAAGUUGUCCGGCAAGUUUUGGACUAGCAAGGUGAGAAGGGCUUGACCAAUGGUCCUGGGUGGCUUGAACGGGGAUGGCAGUUGGGCUUGGACCAGGCAGUCAAGCUGGUUGGGCUCGGAUCAGUUGGUGGGUUGGUCGGCUCAGACUGAACUGGUCCGGUUCAGGCCGGCGGUUCCGGCAUCAUCAACCAGUGGCGUUUAAACCUAUUCGGAGGGAGGUGAGAGGGUGCAUGACUGGGUCGUGCAGGUGGCGAAGGGGGAGGUGGCGAUGACGGCAGCAGAACGGGUCGAGGGGAACGAAGGGGAUGGUGGCAGUGGGCAGUGGUGGCAAUGGCAUCGAAGGCAAAGGUCUUACAUGGGAAAUAACAAAAAAUAGCAAGUAAAAUAAAGAAAGCCCAAUAAUAAGAUCCACUAAGGGAUCCCACUAAGGCCGAUCGGACUCUCGUCUUGCAUCAGAUUGGGAUCCUUUAAGGAAGAGAAAUACUACGAGAAUAAAUAGUUUCCAGAGUCAUAAACUUUAAUUAUUACAUACAAAGUGAAAAAUAAGUAUUCUCAAGUGUAAGUUCUAGAACACCCAUCUUAUAUUAUGUCCCCCAAAUUGGAGUUAGCUUAUCCAAAGAAUCACCAUUUUUAGAAACACCCCUUCUUCCAUGUGCAUGCCCAUUACUUAAUCGACAACAUAGGUGGGUGGGUACAUCUUCCAUAGGACCCUCAAGGCUCUUUACCUUGAUCAAUACUGUGAUGAUUAAAGUAACGUGUCACUUUUUGCCUUCAUAAUAGCCUUUAGAUAAUUUAAUUCACGAGAGGAUAGCCAUUUAAUGAGUAAAUGAGUGUGAAGGUUGUUUUAGAACCAAUGAGUUUACAUUUCACAACUUUUGAGAUGAGUCCCAUUUCGAAGGUUUGGAGGGAUAACAUUCCAUAACAAAUUUAUUAGAUGAAAUUGGAUUCAAGUAGAAGGGGAUGAUGCCUAGUUGAAAACAAUGUGGGAUGAAGCCAAUUUUGGCAUAAUCCUAGUUUGAAUUGACUUGAACUUGAUGAAAUGAGUAUCUUCCAUCAUAAAGAAAAUACAAGGAAAUGAUAAUGUUGUGCAAGAGGAAUUGAUAAAAUUAGGUGGAAUGUUGGAGAUGGGGGAGAAGUAUCACAUUUUACAAAUAUAGAAAAAUAAAUCAACAUGAUUAUCGUAAAAAAUAUCAAACUUGGUUAAUAAUUAACGUGACAUAAUCAUUUUAUAAUAAAUCAUACAAAUUUAUAAUUUAUAAAACUAAAAUAUUAAUUUUAAUUUUUUUAGAACAAAUAAAUCAAUUAUAAUUAAAUAAAAGGUUUCACAAAUAGUGAGAAAUUUCUAAGUCAAUCUUAGAGAUGUAAGAUAAUAUAAUUUAAUAUUUUAAUUUUUUUAUAAAUAAUAUAUAUUUUUAUGAUUUUUAGUCUAAAUGAUAAAUAUAAAUUAUAUUUAAAAAUUGAUAAAAGUGUAGAUGCCAAGAUGUUGUAGCACUCUAAUGCCAAGAGACUCAAGUACUGAAUCAUUUGUCAAUUUGUAAUGAUACUCUAUGAAUCACGUUGAUGAAAUUUUCAUUGAUGAUUGAGUGAUUCUACGAAUCAUUUUCAUUGUUGAUUGGUGCUUUGUAGGAAAAUCAUGAUUGAAUCAUAUAAAAAUAUGAAUUUUGACUAUAUUGGUCGAUUGCUAGUAUGAGAGAGAGAGAGAAUUAAAUAACUCUUAUCAAGUGAUGUUAUAAGAGUGUCUCCUUCUUAUCAUUAAUAGGCAUUUUAGACAUAAAAAUAUAUAAAAAUUUACCUAUGAAUGUUAGCGUCGUUUUAGUCCCACUUUAGCUAUUUUUUAGUGAUUGAUACGAAUAUAUAAUAAUGCCUCAUUUUACAUUUGAGUUCCCUCUACUAGAAUCAAAAUGCUUAAGACUACCUAAGGAGAGGGGUAAGCUAAGUGGUCCACCCCCAUAUAUACGUGUGUAUGAACACCUUGCCCCACAAUCGAUUGGCCUUUGAGACGUGUGACGUGACUCAGUCGUUGUAUAUUAAAUCACGCAAAUCUAAAAUUUAUAAAACUAGAAAAUACAAAUUUUCAGAUAUUUAGAAGUAUUUAUGAACAAAUAUAUCAAUUAUAAUUCAAUAAAACUUCUAAAAAUAACAGUAAUUUUCCAGGUCGAUCACAGGGAUGUAAUAUAAUAUAUGGUAAUUAUUCAGAAUUUUCCUCAAUGAAUACGAUUUUCUACGAAUUGUAUACUAGGAAAUGAAAAGGAAAUAUAUUUAAAAUUCACGAAAAAGGGAAAUAAGGGUGUGGACGUCAGGAUGACGUCAGCGCCCGGCGAACGCGAAUCGGGCGAAAACAGAGUUCCGCCCGAUGAUUCUUACGUAAACGAUUACAAAUGAUUUAAUUAAUCAAAUUAAGAUUUGUAAAAGCCGGAAGAAUCGUAAUAGAACAAAGUAUAUUUUGGUAAAUUAAAAUCACAAAAACUAUCACUAAAUGAAGCGUAAAGUAAGUUGAAAGCAGGAAAACAGAGUUCCGGCAUCGCAACGGCGAUACGUCGGCGAUGCACCGGAAUCUUGAGCAUUCGGGAGGAUCAUCGUGUAGUGUCCACGGCCUCGAAGGCUCUCCUUGGACAAAGACGACGUGGGCAAUCUCUAGAUCUCCUUUCGAAGUCUAGAGAUCAAUGGAAUGGGUCGUCGAGUCGUCUCCAGCGGCUGUCACCCGGCAGAGCGGAAAAACGGCGACUUUGUGGCUCUCCGGCGACUGUCACUCGACGGAGAGGAGCUGGAUGGAGGUGGGGCACAUGUCAGGGAGCUUCAUCCUCAGGUCCGCGCAGCAAGAGGAGGCUCUUCAUCGCAUCUAGUACGCUCUCAAGAGGUGGCGACUCGUCUCACGGUGGAUCGUCCUCUUCCCGACGAUGGCUUGUUCGUCGAUCAAUCGGAGAUGAUUUACUCGAUGGAUUCGCGAUCCUUUUAUCGCGAAUCGUUCAGUAAUUUUAGUAGCAAUGCUCCGCGAAUCGCGUUGACGAGAUUUUCGCCGAUGAUCUAGCGAUUCUGGUUGCUUAAUCCUUCACCGACGAUCUGCAGGAAAGUCGCGAUAAUCAGAUAAAAAUAUAUGAAUUUUGACUCUGGGAGGAUUCGAACCCGCGUCGGUUGUCCGCCCCUUCUGAGGAAGGUGUGACGCAGGUUUAGUCUCACAUCGGUUGUGCGUCGAUUUUUCAGGUGAAUAUAUAGUAAUGUUAGCUUUCUAAACAAAGUCCCUUCUCUCGCGUGUACGACCACUCCUUGCCCCACAGCCGGCUAGCCACUGGUGACGUGGAAGGGGAGUGGCGCACACGUGCCCCUAUCGGUCCAAGCCGCUCGAGCCCCUGCUCACGGCUACUCCCCGACUGAGCUUCCGACCUGCUUGCGGGCCCGGCUGGCCGGCGGGUCCUUCCCUCAUUUUGUCUUAUUUUUAUUUCUUUUUCUUCAUUUAUCUCAAAAGCAAGACUGUAAAAAUCAUAUAAAUUCAUGUAAAAUCACAUAAUUACCCAAAAAUUCACAUUAAUCAAUUGAAAACCACUUUUCACACUUUAACACAAAUAUAAGUCUAUUUAUCAUGAGUUAAGGCUAAAACUAUAUUAUUUACUAAUUAUUAACUCAUGAUAAUGAAAACUGAUCAACGUGGAAGGAGAGCGAUGCACAUGUGCAAUGUGUGUGUCCCUUAGCCACUAGAGCCCCCCUGACUCAUGGUUCCCUUACUGUGCCUUCAACCUACAUGCGGGCUUAGCUAGUUAGCGGGACCCCCCUUUUUCUAUUUUUUAGAAUUUUAUUUUAUUUCAAAGACAUCCUUAUAAAAAUCAUAUAAAUUCACAUAAAAUCACAUAAUUAGCCAAAAGUCACAUCAAUUAACUAAAAACUAGUUUUAUUAAUUUAAAAUAAAUAUAAAUAUUUUUAUUAUUAUUUAAGGCUUAAAACAUAUUAUUAAUAAAUUAUUAACUCAUGAUAAUGAAGACUUAUUAAUAACCUGAAUGAAUCAAUCUAUAAAAAAUAUAAAAAUUACAAAAAGGGGCUAAGUUGAUAAUGGCAUUAUGGAGGUCUCAAUUUAUUUACCUUGAAGACUAGUAUGAUUGAUAUUAUUUUCCAUAACCUCUAUAGAUUUACUUUACAUAAAUGUUGAAUAAUAAUGUUAUCCAUUUAGUGUCACUAUUUUCAUCCUUAGUUUUGAUAGAAAUUGAUACGAUGAAUUGAAACCCAAAAAGGUAGUCAAAUAGUUCAAAAAUUUCAAUUGUGAUCAACAAAUUUACAACAAUGAUCCCAUAAUCUUGUCAUACAUUGACACUAUUGUUGUAUGAUGUAUUCUCAUUUCUUCAUGAGUUGUGAUAUGGGAGUGGUCAAAUGUCUACUUUUGUGUAAUACUUUAUUGCAUUUGAUGAGUAAUUGAAAUUAUCUUCACAUUCUUCCUUCUUGAACUUGCAACCAUAGUGGUCCAAUGUUUUUGAAAUCAUCUAUUGUUUUUUGCACUAAUUUAAUUAAUAAUUAUUUAAUAGAAAUGAUUAAAGAACAACAAUAAAGAAAGAGGGAUACAUGAAGAUAUAAAAAUAUUAAAAAAUCUAAUCAUGUUGAGAAAGAUUUACGCAAGAGAUUAAAUAAAUAUAUAUUUAAAAAUAUCGUAACCUAUUUAUGACAAUUCUUUUUCACUAACCAAAGAGUAGAAGAAGGAUGAAACUGACUAAUGAUUGGAAGAAAGUUACCCCAUUACUAGUUAAAUUGAAAUACAUUGGCCACCACAAGAGUAAGAUCUAUUGUCCACAAAGAUCAUCACAUCAACCAAGAAAUGAGAGUCUAAUUAAAUAAAUAAGACUCUAGGCUUCUCAUGUGUAUUCAUGAUCGCCAUUCCAAGUAUAAGAAGAGUAACAAUUCGAUUUCUUCACAGUAGAGAAAUCAUCCUUAACAUUGAUGUUAGUGGUCUGACCCCUCAGCACAACCCCACUAAGGUCGUUCUUGUCAGCCUCCAAAGUUCUACUAAUGACACGAUGGAUGUGGGAGAUCACCUCUAUGAAGGUGGUUUUCACAUAAAUAGAUUGGAGGGUGAAGGUCUCUAUGAAGAAGCUCUUCUCCCUCUCAACAAAGGCCUAGGCAUCUUUAGUGACUGCUAGCAAGUGGUGUUAGUUAGCCUUGUUGUCGAUGAGCAUCAUGAUGGUGCUAACAUCUUUGUGGCCUCAGAGCUCUUUGAGCCAUCUUUUCAUAUUUUCAAAGGUGAUUUUUCUAGCCAUGUUGUAGAGCCAUAGGGCCUCUACAACUCUUUUGUAGUAUGUGUUGGUGAUGACUCUAUAUCUUCUUUGAAGAAGACAAGUGUUUGUUUACAACAUAACAUGGAUCAAAUGUGCUAUGUAAGAGAAACACAAAACACUAGUUUUGAUAUCAAUUGAUAUGCAACUAGUUGAUUGUCUUAGGUUUGAAGAUUGACUUUGUGUGUUUCUAAAUAAUUUAUUAUACAUUCAAAUAAUGUCUCACCUUCUUGUGGUCUGAAAAAUUUUGUGGAAGUCAAAAGUGGUAUAAAUGAAUAACAUGCACUUUAUUCCAUUCUAAAUAAAAUAUUUACUAGAAAAAAAUAUAUAGAACUUUUAAUUUGUGGCCUUAUCUCUAAAUUAUAGAGAGGAGACAACUUAGAAGAGAGCCCAUGGAGACAAAACUUUCCUUAAUAACUACCUUCUCUGAUAAAAUAAAACUUGUUUUAUGUCUGGUCAUAAUAUUUGGUAGUUACACACUUAAUUAUGAGAGUAAUUAAUGUGCUAAGUGUCGACUAUAGUGCACACUUAGCACACAUCUCUUAUGCAUCACUUAUGUUAUGUGCACUAUAGUAGUUAGACUCAUGUUGCAUGCACCUCUUAUGCACUCAACGGUGGUUACAUUUGUGUGAUGUGUCUCUUUAUAUAGUAGUAAUAAUAUUUGUCAUGUACAUCCUACACAUGUUAUGAUAGUUACUCUCACAUGUGCCUCUUGUGUGUAUGUCACCUAAGUAAUAUGUGUGUCGAUGCUAACUCACUUUGUGUCAUACUGUGGUGCAUUAACAUGUCUCAUAAUAUGUACAGUUGCCCCACCAUACUAUGAUAUAUGAAUGUCAUGCCUAUGAAAUUUGUCGAAAUCUCACUCUGCACUAGUGAGGACAUGCUACUAGUGAUCACUUACUCUAGUACCACAUGCCUCUAAAUGUCUUCCAUGUGCCACCACACAUGUCACUUCAUGCCAUCAGUCCUAUUGAAUGGCUUACACACUUGCACACCUACUCUUUAUGUGUGUAGUCAGGUUUUGUUGUAGAAACCUCAUGCUAGCAACUAUGGUUAUGACAUCAUCUCUCACUUAAAAAGUAUGACAUUAUUGUUAGAGAUUGUCCUUCAAGGUAUCUUAAGAUAUUAGUAUUUAAACUAAGGGUCACCAUCUCUUAUUCCUUUGUUGCAUGUAUCCAUAUGUUGUUUGGCAUACCUUGUUCAACUAUCUUACCCUAUCCUAAGUAAUAUCAACAUAUGCACAUUAUAUAACCAUAAUGUGUUAGUUAUGCAUCUAUGCUCACCUGCAAUUAAGCAUCCUUUAAGUGCAUACAAUAGUCUCAUAACUUAUAUUUUAUUUGAUGAAGUUAGAGAUUUUGUCCUUCCCUCUAUUGUUAAAAUUCUUUGUCUUUACAUAAACUUGAAUAUUGAUAUACUAUUUGAUGAGUCUUUUGAAUUGUUAGAGAUUAGUAUCAUAUUCUCAUGUCAUUUUGUUCUCUAGUGUCUCUUACUAUUUAAUGAUGUAACAAAAGUCUCGACUCACUUUUACUUGUACUAAUAGUAAUUGGAUCUUCUAAUACUUAUAAAUAUCAUGAGCGAAUUGUAGAACAUCACUUAAUCAUUGACUUGGUACUCUUUGUCAUAACAACUCUGAUAUGAGCUCUUUUACUUUUAAUGUGUCCCAUAUAUCAACCCCUUGUGUGCCUCCUCUUCACAUUUCUUACGUUUUUGUACAAAUUAGUGUGUUACUUGAUAGAGUGAUACACCUACUAAUUUGUUACCUUUGACAAUAUUAACAAUUAAUAACAUGUUGUGAGUUCAAAAAAUAAACAUUCUAAGACAUAUUGGUGGUGGUCAUGCACCCAAUAUGAAUAUAUCACAUAGUUGAUUGUUGGUAUAAAGAUGUGUAAGGGGCUAAAUUAUAUGUCUAGUCGCCCAAUAGAUUUUAAGGAUUCUCUAUGUCUUAUGCUAGAAGCUACCAAAGUGUGUUAGCAAUGUUUACCAUGCCAUCUUAGUGUUGAAUACUAAUAUUGUACUUAUUGAGUGUGUUGUUACAUGUACCAUAAUCACAUACUCAUUUGUGUGUGCUAUGUGCACACUGUUGCUUAAGCAUGUGCUUUACUUGUGUCUACCUAUACCCAUGUGCUGCUUGUGGACGUGCCUCUUGGCAUAUCCCUAUAAAGUAUAUGCCAAUGCUUAUAUUUAUAUGUAACAAGAAGAUAGUGUAAAUGAUAAAACACCUCCACUUGAAAAUAUAUUAAAAUGUCUAUUUCGAGUAUGACAUUAAAGUUGUUCAGCUCAAGUAUUUGGGAGUUUUACCAUGUGGUGUCGGUAGGAAUACAAGUUGUUGAGUUAAUAGUCUUAGCUUGUUCAUAUCUUUGAUACAUUGUCAGCUCCAUUUGUGUUAUCUCCUUCUCUAAGAGGAAGUUACAGGUUAUUUAAUUAUCGACUAUCAUGAGUGUAGUUUAGUAAUUGAUAGAAAAUCUCUACAUAGAUCAGCUUAUCUCUAUUGAUUCUUUUAAUCUUAUUCUAUAUUAUUACAACACACACAUCACUAUAAGGAAUUGAAGGUCAGUAUAUACUCUACUUCGUUCUCAUCACAUUAAUAAUUUUUUUUGAAUAGUCACUCUUCGUACAUGAUCUUCUAUAUAUGUAGCAAUCAACUUUAUUUUCCUCACCUUGUAUAAUCAAUGCAAUAGUCAUGGGUCUUUUAUAACCCUUAAUAGUUGCUAACCCUUAACACUCUAUAUGCUUGGUGUUGUUGUAAUAAUCUUUAUAAUUGAUUCUCUAGUCUAACUAUUUUAUAUCUCUUAACAUCAUAGAGGUGUUGAAGCUAUGUAAGUUAGUGAGUUCAUUUGUUAUCAUCAUUAUAAAUUUGAAAUUCUAAGUACUCUAAUGCUUGACUAUCAUUUGUGUCCAUACUUAUAACUGUCUUACAAAAUUGAAUAAUUUUAUCAUCAUCUAAUAUUUCUUUGAUGUACAAGAUGAUUGAAGAUUUGUUUUACAUAUUUUUGAAUUGUCUCUGUGUGAUAGAGUUGCCAAGUAGUCUAGAGGGUUGAAAGUACUCUUUUAACUCUAAACUUGCUUAACAAGUUGAUAAGGGUAUACAACUCAUCUUCUAUCUUUGUCUUCCACUAUAGCUUGUCUAGAGGUGAAGCUCACUAAGUGGACCCACUCCUCUAUAUGGCUAGUUGAAUGCACUCUUCUUCUAAGAUGAGUCUCGCCUAUUAAAAUUAGUCUAGAUCCCACAUGAAGUUCUCUAAUUUCUACAUGUUGUAGGCUCUUACAAAUGUCUUGAGUUUUGUCACCUUCUAUCACUUGAGACUCUUUGCUUGAGGGCCCAUGGUCACUAGACAUUUCACCAAUGUCACAUUGACUAAAAAGAUAUAAUAGCCUUCUCAUAGCUUGUUAACUUUGUCAUUGUUCACCCAAGGUGAGCACAAAUCAAAUGCUACAUGCAUUGAGACAAUACUUACUUCAUCCAUCUGCUCCUCCAAAGUAGAUAAUUAGUUGUCAUUGGUUUGAACCAAGUUCUUCAACACAUUAACUUUCUCCUUUACUUGACUAAUAUAUAAACUCUACACUCCACAUUAUGUAGAACUCAUGUUAAAAAUUUCUCACAUAAGUAAACUCAUUUGCUCUAUCAUCAAUUGUUGAUUUACUAACUAGUGACUUGAUCUCUUUGUGAUGUUAAUUGAUAUCACAUAAAUAGUAUCAUGUGUUGUGUGGAUACAUUUACUUGGCUCUUAUAACAAUUGUCACGUGAUCAAUUGAUUUUUAUAGUUCUAAUGAUUGAUCUCGUUCAUCCUUUAAGGAUCUACAUCAUGUUCAAGUAAUACAUUAUCUUCUUGUAAUAUAAAAGGUGUUGUGGAAGUUAAAUUGAUGAGAGAUGAAUAACAUACACUUUAUUUCACUUUAGGGAUAAAAGAGGUAGAAAAGAAUAUAAGGAAGAAGUCAUAUAGGUCGACCCCCUACUUAUAAGAGAGAGCUUAUGGAGUCAUAGCUCUCCUUAAUAACUAUCUUCUUUAAAAAUGUAGGACGUGGCCCAUGUCUUAUUCUAAUGGUUGAUAGUUACAAUCUUAAUUAUGAGAGUAAUCAAAGUGUCAAAUGUGGACCAACAUAUUAUUAUGUGUAGAAUGUGUGAUAACCCUUAUGAUAUCACUUUAUAAAGAUAUUCAUUUACUUAUUUCACUAUCUUUUAUGUAGUCAAAUGACCGACAAAGGUUUGAAUCUUACUAGAGUUAACACUCAUAUUUUUAUCUAAUUAAAUCAUGAUUUUCUUAUAGAGUGUCAUUCAAUGAUUAAAUCAUCAAAAUUGCUCAAUGAUUAAUGAAGAUGUCAUCAAUGUAAUUUACGAAGCAUCUUUACUAAAUUGUUGAAUAAUUUUAGAUAAAAAGAUCAUGAAUCUAUCAAGUAAAUUAUAUUUGAUUGAUCAACAAAUAAGUCUUUGUGGGAAAGAGGAUGAUUCAUCAAAAGAUGAAUUGCCACCUCUUGAGAGCAUACUAGAUGUGAUGAAGAACUUCCUCUUAUUAUAUAGACUUAAGGAUAAAGCUUUCUAAGAUGUACCCCACCUCUAUUUAACUUAUCUCUAUCAUGUGAUAGAUAUUAGAGAUUCAUAAGUUGUUUUGUUUUCGCUCCACCAGGUGACAAUCAUUAGAUUCAUCGAUUAACCUCAUCAAUUUCUAGACUUCAUAAGAAGAUCUAGAGAUUGUCUACAUUGUUCAUGUCUAACGAGAGUCUUUUAAGUCAUGGACAUUGUACGAUAGUCUUCUAUAAGCGCUCAAGAUUCCAACACAUCACUACUGUGAUGAUGGAACUAUGUUUUACUAUUUUUAACUAAUUUAAUUUCUAUCAUCAUUUUUUGGACUUCAAAAAGAGAUCUAAAUAUACUCAAAUUGUCUAUGUCCAAAGAAAACCUUUGAAGCCAUAGACAUCACAUGAUAAUCAUCUCAAAUGUCUAAAAUUCUGAUGUAUAACCAUUGUGACACCAAAAUUAUGUCUUACUUGUUUUAAACUAGUUUAAUUUUUAGAUUAAUAAUAUUUUAUUUUAUUUUAAGUUUUAAAACUCCUUAGUCAAUUUUUAUUCUUUUAUGUUUAUAGAUUUCAAUUUUACAAAUUGAAUCGUCAGUAAUCAUAAAUUUUUAAGUAUAUUUUAUAUUCAUCAUUUAGUUUUAAAAUCAUAAAAAAUCAUAUUAUUUGAGAUUUUUUUAUAAAUAUAAUCAUAUUAUCUUUAUAUCUUUGUGAUCGACUGACGUGACUUAGUCGUUGUAUAUUAAAUCACGCAAAUAUAAAAUUUAUAAAACUAGAAAAUACGAAUUUUCGGAUAUUUAGAAGUAUUUCUAAAUAAAUAUAUCAAUUAUAAUUCAAUAAAACUUCCAAAAAUAGCAGUAAUUUCCUAGGUCGAUCACAUGGAUGUAAUAUAAUAUUUUGUAAUUAUUCAGAUUUUUUCUUAAUGAAUACGAUUUUCUAUGAAUUUUAUACUAGAAAAUGAAAAGAAAAUAUAUUUAAAAUUCACGAAAAAAAGGAAAUAAGGGUGCGGACGUCAGGAUAACGUCAUCGCUCGGCGAACGCGAAUUGGGCGAAAACAGAGUUCUGCCCGGCGAUUCUUACGUAAGCGAUUACAGACGAUUUAAUUAAUCAAAUUAAGAUCUGUAAAAGCCGGAAGAAUCGUAAUUGAACGAAGUAUAGUUUGGUAAAUUAAAAUCACACAAAAUAUCACUAAAUGAAGUGUAAAUUAAAUUGAAAGUAGGAAAAUAGAGUUCCGGCGUCGCGACGGCGAUGCGUCGGCGAUGCACCGGAAUCCUGAGCGUUCGGGAGGAUCGUCGUGCAGUGUCCACGGCCUCGAAGGCUCUCCUUGGGCAAAGACGACGUGGGCAAUCUCUAGAUCUUCUCGCGAAGUCUAGAAAUUAAUGAAAUGGGUCGCCGAGUCGUCUUCGGCGGCUGUCACUCGGCGGAGCGGAAAAACGGCGACUUUGCGGCUCUCUGGCGGCUGUCACCCGACGGAGAGGAGCUGGAUGGAGGUGGGGCACGUGUCAGGGAGCUUCAUCCUCAGGUCCGCGCAGCAAGAGGAGGCUCUUCAUCGUAUCUGGUACGCUCUCAGGAGGUGGCGACUCGUCUCCCGGCGGAUCGUCCUCUUUCCGACGACGGCUUGUUCGUCGAUCAAUCGGAAAUGA